AUGACCUUCCCCAACGCCAGCGUCAACGCCAGCGGCGAGGGCGUGGUCUUCCAGCCGUUGUCCCUCUUCAGCGUGCUGACGCUGACCCUGCUGGCCAUGCUGGUGGUGGCCACCUUCGUCUGGAACCUGCUGGUGCUGGUGACCAUCCUGCGGGUGCGCACCUUCCACCGCGUGCCCCACAACCUGGUGGCCUCCAUGGCCAUCUCCGACGUGAUGGUGGCGGCCCUGGUGAUGCCGCUCAGCCUGGUCCACGAGCUCAACGGGCGCCUGUGGAAGCUGGGCCGCGUGCUCUGCCAGGUGUGGAUCUCCUUCGACGUGCUCUGCUGCACGGCCAGCAUCUGGAACGUGACGGCCAUCGCGCUGGACCGCUACUGGUCCAUCACCAGGCACCUGGAGUACACGCUGAAGACCCGGAAGAAGAUCUCCAACGUGAUGAUCGCCCUCACCUGGCUGCUGUCGUCCAUCAUCUCCCUUUCGCCGCUCUUCGGCUGGGGCGAGACCUACUCCGAGGGCAUGAAGUGCCAGGUGAGCCAGGAGCCGUCCUACACCGUCUUCUCCACCUUCGGGGCCUUCUACCUGCCCCUCUGCGUGGUGCUCUUCGUCUACUGGAAAAUAUACAAGGCGGCCAAGUUCCGGAUCGGCUCCCGCAAGAGCAACACCAUCACCCCCAUGGCAGAGGUGAAGGAGGACGCCCAGCGGCCUCAGAUGGUCUUCACCGUGCGCCACGCCACCGUCACCUUCCAGACGGACGGCGACACGUGGCGCGAGCAGAAGGAGAAGAAGGCGGCGCUGAUGGUGGGCAUCCUCAUCGGCGUCUUCGUGCUCUGCUGGAUCCCCUUCUUCAUCACCGAGCUCAUCGUCCCGCUCUGCUCCUGCGACAUCCCGCCCAUCUUGAAGAGCAUCUUCCUGUGGCUGGGCUACUCCAACUCCUUCUUCAACCCGCUCAUCUACACCGCCUUCAACAAGAACUACAACAACGCCCUGAGGAACCUCUUCUCCAGGCAGCGCUGAGUCCCAGUAGACCUGCUCGUCGCCGGGGAAAUUUGGAACAUUUUUUUUCUCCAAGAAAGUGGGCGAGUGUUUAAAAGGACGGAACGAAUUGAAGCGGCGAACUAGCCAGGGAGUCGUUAGCGUAUGAGCUAAUGUGUACAGCAGGGGUCACCAAUGAGUCGCCCGCUGACCUGUUCUCAAAAUAGCUCAAAUAGCAGCACUUACCAGUGAGUGAAGUGAAGUGAAUUAUAUUUAUAUAGCGCUUUUUCUCAAGUGACUCAAAGCGCUUUACAUAGUGAAACCCAAUAGCUAAGUUACAUUCAAACCAGUGUGGGUGCCACUGGGAGCAGGUGGGUAAAGUGUCUUGCCCAGUGAGCUGCCUCUAUUUUUUUUUUUUUUUUUUUAUUUACUAGCAAGCUGGUCUCGCUUUGCUUGACAUUUUUAAUUCUAAAAGAGACAGAACUCAAAUAGAAAUUGAAAAUCCAAGAAAAUAUUUUAAAGACUUGGGGUUCACUUGUUCAAAUAAAUUCAUUUAUUUUUUUUACUUUGCUUCUUAUAACUUUCAGAAAGACAAUUUUAGAGAAAAAAUACAACCUUAAAAAUGAUUUUAGGAUUUUUAAACACAUAUACCUUUUUACCUUUUAAAUUCCUUCCUCUUCUUUGCUGACAAUUUUAAUCAAUG
Nerophis ophidion (straightnose pipefish) is the source of this 1672-nucleotide messenger RNA. RefSeq names its product 5-hydroxytryptamine receptor 5A-like. Gene Ontology annotation, biological process: G protein-coupled receptor signaling pathway, coupled to cyclic nucleotide second messenger; chemical synaptic transmission. The record is from RefSeq and is a predicted model, not a curated record. Gene Ontology annotation, molecular function: G protein-coupled serotonin receptor activity; neurotransmitter receptor activity. Lineage: Eukaryota; Metazoa; Chordata; Actinopteri; Syngnathiformes; Syngnathidae. Gene Ontology annotation, cellular component: plasma membrane; dendrite. The transcript is spliced from 2 exons. The coding region runs from base 1 to 1011 and encodes 336 amino acids.